ACAGCCAGGUGCACGACAAGUCCCUGCCAUCCGGCUACCUCGCAAAAAAAAAAAAAAUUCAAUGGGAAAAGACCUUUUUUCUUCUUACCCCUAAACAAGAAGGAGAAUGUGAUAAAGGGGAGAAAAUGCCAAGGAGGAAGCAGGAGCAACCCAAGCGCCUGCCUUCACAUGUGGACACGGUUGAGGAAGGAGGACCUGAAUGCGGUUCCGUGGAGGGGGACAGCUGGUUUGGGAACACCUCCGACACCCCUUCCGAAUCGUCCUAUGGGGAUGUGCAGGAUGAGCUGCGGGUGUCCCCCGACGGACCUCGGCCGGACAACGACACCUCAGCCGAAAGCUCGCUGGGCUGCCCCACCCCCGUUCAGAUCCUGGGGUUAGAUGGCGGCGUCCUCUCCAGCCAGGACACCCUCUCCUCCGUCGUUUCCUCCUUGUAUGGGGAUCCCAACCAAACCCUCGGAAAACCGCUGAGCAGCAACCUGCGGCGCCUUCUGGAAGCCGGAUCUUUGAAGUUGGAAGCGGGAGAGCUGAUUGGACGAGGGGGCGGCAGGGGUACAGAGUCGCCCCCCGUUGGCCUGGCGCUGUCUCCGUCCUCCCAUCAUGCCCAGCAGCUGAGUGCCCUCGCCCGCAGACUGGCCAGUAGCAGCAACAACAGUGGAAACUCCGCCUCUGCUUCGCCGGCUUCUGUGUCGACCGUCAAACAAGAGCCUUGCGACCCAUUCGGGCCCAGCAACGGCACUGGAAGCAGCGGGUUCGUUUGGGUCGGUGUUGCGGACAAAUGGCCGCCGGCCGGUUGCUCGGCGCCCAGCGGCAGCAGUUUGUCUCCGGAUUCGGCCAUACAGAAGCUCAAAGCGGCGGCCAACGCUGUACUCCAGGACAAGAACGCCAUCGCCUCCAACACCUCGGCGUCUUCUUCGUCAUCUUCCUCCUCUUCGGUUACCUCCUCUUCAUCCUCCCUGACGGCGCUGGGCGGCCGUACGGACGAGACGGUGCGAUUUGAUGCGUUCGCUUCGCCCUUCAGCCCACAGUCCGCCAGCUCUACGCUUGCUGCCCUCUCCAAGAAAGUAUCCGAGAGGACGCAACAACAGCAACAACAUCAGCAGCAGCAGCAGCAGCAACAGCAGCAGCAGCAGCAGCAGGCGGGAAUGUCGGACCACCAGCCCCCGGCUGGAUCUUUCCUCUCCCUGGUCUCCAUAACCUCCUCUGCGGCCUUGCUCAAAGAAGUGGCAGCCCGGGCCGCGGGGAACCUCCUCGCCGACAAGAAAGAGCCGGCUUUGGUUCUGGGACCUUCCGAGGACGUCAAGCCGCUGCUGGACAGGAACCAGAAGGUUCCCACGCCCACUCAGACGAUGGACCUGCUCUUACCGACUACCCCCAAGGGAAGGGCCAAGCCCGGCAGUCAAGCAGGUUCUCCUGAGGACGGGGGCAAGCCGUUUCAGUGCCCCGUGUGCGGACUGGUGAUCAAGAGGAAGAGCUACUGGAAGAGACACAUGGUGAUCCACACUGGCUUGAAAAGCCACCAGUGCCCCCUCUGUCCAUUUCGCUGUGCCCGCAAAGACAAUCUCAAGUCCCAUAUGAAGGUCCAUCAGCACCAAGACCGAGGUGAGACGUUCCAGUGCGAGCUUUGCCCUUUCACCUCCUCACGUCACUUUAGCCUCAAACUGCACAUGCGCUGCCACCAACAUUUCCCCCGCACCGACAUCAAGGUCAAGGACGAACCGACCACCGACACGGAGGAAGGGGAGACCUCGCUGAUGGUGGACGGCGGUGGGGGUCAGGUCGCGGCCGCGGAAUCUUCCACGUCUCCCGCUUUGGCCCAGUCCGACGGGCGGGUCGGGGCGUCUCCGGGCGAACCUUCCAACCACAUCCACAUCAAGGAGGAGCCCCAGGAGAGGGACGUGUCGGUCCUGUCGCCUUUCGGGGCGUGCCGGGAACGGCCCGGGAGCAGCGCCAGCUCUCUGGAACUGCCGGCCCUUAAGGGGAGUCCGCCCGGGCCGACGGCCGCCUCUCUCUUCAGCCCGGACAUCACCACCAAGACGGCCACAGACCUUCUGAUGAAGCUCUCAGCGGCGAACCAGAAGGAGUCCCUCAAAGGCUCGUUCUGCGUGAAGGAGGAGCCGCAGGCGGACGAGCCUCAGAGUCCGCAGAGGAACGCCAGUUUCAGCUUCUGCCAGGAGGGGCCACUGAGCGCCCCACCCAAACCCCGAGAGGAAGGAAGUCCCAUGCUCCCCAAGAACAGCAGCAUCCUCAGUCAAGACAUCAGCGUCAAAGUGGCCUCAGAACUCCUCAUCAAACUGUCAGAGAACAACAAGGAGGCAUCUUUGCAGAAAGUCGCCGUGAAGGCGGAGCCCAUGGAAGUUGACCCGCCUGCGGAGCUGGCCCCUCCCCCUUCGCACCUGCUGAGCUUCGGCACUUUAGGGGCGUGUGAAAAGAGUGAGCCAAUGGCAAACAUCUCUGAGCCUUUGCCCCGCCCCCAGAAAGAUCUCUUCUCCCAGGACAUAUCCGUCAAAAUGGCGUCUGAGCUGCUUUUUAAGCUGUCAGAAAAAGUAAGCAAAGCGAAUGAUAAUAAAGACAGCCCCACCCUUCAUAUGAACAGCCCUUUCCUGGACGAUCGCUUCAGACAAUCACCCUUCUGCACGCGCUCAAAGAGUUCAUCACCAGCUGAGGCCAGCUCCUCAGGCAGCACUGCCCCUCAGCAGGACCCAGAAAAAGGAAGCGGAGAACCAGGGAACGGCGUAGCCCAGUGGAGACUAAACGAACAGCUUUAUCCAUGUCCCAUCUGUGGGAAAGUGUUCGGUCGUCAACAAACGCUCUCCAGACACCUGUCCCUGCACACAGAAGAGAGGAAGUAUAAAUGUCACCUGUGUCCGUACGCGGCAAAAUGCCGUGCCAACCUUAACCAGCAUCUUACCAUCCACUCAGUCAAACUGGUCAACACGGACACGGAGCACAUCGUCAACGCCGUCACCACAGAGGGCAGGGAACGCAAGAACUGCCCCUUCUACUACAGUUGUCAUGUGUGUGGGUUUCAGACAGAGCUGAAUGCUCAGUUUGUCAGUCACAUGUCCCUGCAUGUGGAUAAGGAGCAGUGGAUGUUCUCUCUGUGCUGCAGCGUGUGUGACUUCGUCGGUGUGGAUGAGAGCGAAAUGAAGGCCCAUAUCAGCACGGGCCAUGCAGGUCUGAACUCCAGGAGCCCUCUGAGUGAGACAAAGAGCACGUCAUCAUCACUCUCCGCCCUCAGUGAUUCGCUCAACAGUUCAGAGGGCGGGGAUGUCCUCCAGGGAAACGAGGAGCUCAAGAGCCUAUUGGCUACGCCUGCCUCCGCGGGCAGUCAGUCAAGCGCCGGCUCAGGAUCAGGAUCAGAGGAGAAGUCAGAAAAAGGUUUCGAGUGCGUGUUCUGCAACUUUGUGUGCAAGACGCGGGCCAUGUACGAGCGACACCUGCAGAUCCACCUGAUCACGCGCAUGUUCGAGUGCGACGUGUGCCACAAGUUCAUGAAGACGCCGGAACAGCUCCUCGAACACAAGAAGUGCCACACGGUGCCUGCAGGGGGGCUCAAGUGCCCUCUUUGCGUGUACUCCACCAACAGGCCUGCCGCCAUGGAGUGCCACCUGAAAACCCACUGCAAGACGGAGCACAGAUGCCGCAUCUGCCAAGCCGUGUGGACCAAUCAGACGGAACUGGAGAGUCACGUGAGGGCCCAUCGCCUGGGCAACCACUACAAAUGUGAGCAGUGCGGAUACCUCUCCAAGACGGCCAACAAGCUGAUAGAGCACGUCCGCGUGCACACCGGCGAGCGGCCCUUUCACUGCGACCGCUGCAGCUACAGCUGCAAGCGUAAGGACAACCUGAACCUCCACAAGCGGCUAAAGCACGCGCCCAGACAGACCUUCGGCUGCGCCCAGUGUCCCUUCACCACCACGCACCCCUUCGUCUACAGCCGCCACGUCAAGAAGCACCAGGGCGGGGAGGGGAGCGCCGAGGAGAGCGAAGCCCAGAUGGGCUCGCCGCGCCCGGGCAGCGGCGGAGGCAGGGAAGGCCUGCUUCUACUGGAGGGUGGGGGGAGCAGCAGCAGGGGGGGCAGCGGAAGCAGCAGUCCUCUCAUGACCCUGUCGGCGUCCCAGGCCCUGCAGUCGGUGGCUCUGUCAAUCACGAGCAAACGGCAGGAAGUCCCGCCCGCCCCGCCCUACCUCGCGGCGAACGGCGCGAUCCCGCCGCCGUCUUCGUCGACGCCGCUGUCUUCGUCGAUGCUGGCCGCCCGUUACUACGAACAGUACAGGAACUGUGACGCAGCUUACCUCAUCCCACUCACCACACUCUUCACCGCUCGCCGGUUCACAUUCCACGGCCCCUCCUCCUCCUCACGCUCGACCCCGCUCUUCUCCAGACGUUGGCCCGCCCCCACCUCACAGUCCCCUCCCACUUCGCCCAGCUCACUCAAACACUCCUUCCUCGCGUACCUGGGACUGACCGAGAGGGCUAAAACCGUCUGACCUCUUUUUUCUCUGUCAUCAGUUCCCUUUCUUCCUCUAGUCCCUGUAUC
Molecule: messenger RNA, 4540 nt
Organism: Chanos chanos (milkfish)
Lineage: Eukaryota; Metazoa; Chordata; Actinopteri; Gonorynchiformes; Chanidae
Gene: znf827
Product: zinc finger protein 827
Exons: 14
Coding region: 126-4490 (1454 amino acids)
Biological process (GO): regulation of transcription by RNA polymerase II
Cellular component (GO): nucleus
Molecular function (GO): sequence-specific DNA binding; DNA-binding transcription factor activity, RNA polymerase II-specific
Source: RefSeq, a predicted model, not a curated record